Messenger RNA from Staurois parvus, 339 nucleotides. The record is from the annotation of a GenBank genome assembly. NCBI's taxonomy places the organism in Eukaryota, Metazoa, Chordata, Amphibia, Anura, Ranidae.
UAUUUUUUUCAGAUUGAUUUGGAGCCUGAAGGCAAAGUGUUUAUUGCCAUCACCCUCAUAGGGAGCUUUACGGAAGGAACAAUGCGAGAUGGGCGGCUGCUGAGACACUUUACAAGAAAACGACAGAGAGCCAUGAGGCGGAGGGUGCACCAAGUGAAUGGACACAAGUUUAUGGCAACUUACCUGCGACAGCCAACCUACUGCUCUCACUGCAAAGAUUUCAUUUGGGGAGUGUUUGGCAAGCAGGGGUAUCAGUGUCAAGUCUGUACAUGUGUGGUUCACAAGCGCUGCCACCAGCUGAUAGUGACGGCCUGCACAUGUAUGAAUAGCACAGCUAAA